Molecule: messenger RNA, 1205 nt
Organism: Panonychus citri (citrus red mite)
Lineage: Eukaryota; Metazoa; Arthropoda; Arachnida; Trombidiformes; Tetranychidae
Product: leucine-rich repeat-containing protein 15-like
Exons: 1
Coding region: 42-1115 (357 amino acids)
Molecular function (GO): protein binding
Source: RefSeq, a predicted model, not a curated record
AUCUUGAACUUCUCAACAUUCAGGGUAAUAAGUUGAUCGAAAUGUCUGAUUCUCUAUCCAAGUUUCCGUCCUCAUUGAAAUAUCUUCAACUCAAUAACAACACAAUCUACACUGUACACAAUGAUUCGUUAACAGGCCAGUCUGGCCUCGAAAUCCUUUGGUUAAAUUGGAAUAAAAUCCAAAAGUUGACUAAACAAGUUUUCGCUUCGUGUUCAGGGUUACAAAAGUUGUAUCUCGAAAAUAACGAGAUCUCAUCAAUUGAAGUUGGAACAUUUGAAUCUCUAAGCCAACUGAUUUACUUGAACCUCGAGAACAAUAAUCUUAAUCACUUGUCGGAAGGUGUUUUUCGUGGUGUCACCUCAUUAGCAAAGCUCUACCUAUCAGGUAAUCACUUGAUGGACAUUGAGCCAGCAAGUUUCAGUUCGUUGUCAUUGUCAUUAAGAUAUUUGUCAAUGUCUAACAAUCAGCUGUACGUUAUACGAAAUCAUUUUUUCACCAAUCUUUCAAAUCUUGAUGAACUCUAUCUGUCUAAUGUUAUGGUAGAGGAAAUUGACCCUUUAACUUUUAGUUACUUGACCUCAUUGACAAUCCUUGAUCUGAGUGACAAUAAUUUAUCAUCCGACAAACUGGAUACAUUGGCACUUCCAUCCACUUUGAAGCACUUGAACAUCUCAUCAAAUAACGGGACAUCUUUGAAAAGCUACCAUUUCCUAUCGACAUCAAGUUUAUCCAUUUUUGAUGCUUCUUUUUCUGGAAUAUCUUCUUAUUUUAAAAUUGUAUCUUCGUCGUCUUCUUCAUCGUGUUCAUCUUUACACACUCUCUUCCUUCAAGGUAAUGGAUUGACUUCAGUUUUCAGUGAAGAUACAAUUCCACCAUCGUCAAUAUCAUGUCCACAAUUAAGUGAAUUAUAUCUUGAUUAUAAUCUAAUUGAAUUUCUUCCUAAGCCCGAACUUGGUAUGUCCUUUCCCUCUCUAAGGGUAUUAUCUUUAUCCUCUAAUCGUCUUCGUCAUAUUGGCUCAGGCUCAUUUCGUCAUUAUCAGCACCUUGAGAAACUUAAUCUAUCCAAUAACUCACUUUCCACUCUUGACCCUGGGUCACUUGUAAAUCUAAGAUAAGGUAAGAUUUAAGUAUCUCCGGCUCAUUUGAAUCUCUUACCGAGUUGACCAUAAGUUCAGGUAAUUUAUCAAUAAUUACCUCACACGAUU